AUGCUGCUGCUGAGGACUGUCGUCGCGACAACUGCUGCUGUGGUUGUGGCGCUGCUGUGCUGCGUCGCUCUGGUGCCGCCAUCAGCAGCAGCAGCUUCAGCUUCAGGUCGCUACAACAUCGAGCACCGAUCUUACAGAGUGGCUCGGUCUCCGUCAACUGUGAGCAUCAACUCAACACACGAUUACUACGGCCUCCGGUUGUACCCGGCCCUAGGUGACAGCGGCGACAACUACUGGCUACAGCCAGAUGACACAUGGGACGAAUAUCGCGCACAGUAUCGGUCCUAUGUGUCUGUGCCUCUCUCGUUUAGCUUUCCAUUCUACGGUGUCGACACACGCCUAAUUCACAUUGCAUCUGGAGGCUUUGUGUCCACGGUGCCAGGUGACAAGGACGCGUGGCCUGUGACUGUGGAGUCGUAUUACAUUGCGCCGUUGCUGGCUGAUUUUGACCAUGGAAACACCACAGAGGAGACUGUUGCCUUCAAGGACUUUGGUGACACCUUUGUUGUGCAGUGGCGCGGUGUGGUGCUGCACACGCGCCAAACACCAGAACCCUACAGCUUCCAAUGCGUUCUCAAGCGAGACGGCACCAUCCAAUUCUACUACAAGGAGGUUCCACUGGCCCCAAACUUGAUUCGCAUCGACAGCGAUAACAGACACCCCGUCGAGGUCGGGCUGGCGGACUCAUACACGCGCGUUUUGACUGUUGAUGGGGCGGAUGUUACUGUUCGCUACGAUUAUCAUUCCAUCGACGUGCCGAAGGCCAAGAUUCAGAACACAACGUUUAUUGUCUUUGACCCUCUCCCGACGUGCAACUCGUAUUCGACGUGUCGCACGUGCGCGCAGCACGAUACCGUGUUUGACUGCGUCUGGUGUCCAGCGCUUGCGCGCUGCAGUGAUGGGUUUGACCGCUAUCGCGAUGAGUUCCUGACUGCGGACUGCGACACCGACAACAUCUCUCCGGAAGAAAUUGAUCAAUGCACCGAACCAGUGACAGACACGUAUGUGUACAAGUUUGCGUGGCCCGCCACCAACUUUUCGGAUGACUGCUGGUACUGGCUCGGGAUUCGCGUCGACCAUGAUGUCUCCUUGUUCGAAGAUCGGUCCGUUUCGCCGAGCGAAGAAGGCGCGGGCGUCACCGUGUCGUUCGCCCUUUCCCUGACGAAAGCAGACAGCAUCCACGUGCUCAACCACCUCACCGCCGACCUCCCUCUUCGGUGUGAUGGCACCACACUCGCUGUCUCCAACGCGCAGCGACAAGCACCUUCAGGCUCCGCGACUGUAUCAACAGAGACCAUCAUCCUGAUUUCCUGCGCUGGUGUCCUUGCCAUCCUUCUCAUUGCCAUAAUGGGCGUGCUGUUCUAUGGCUACUCGAACCCAACGACUCCGCUCGGGCAAUGGAUGAUCCGCCACCGCCGCUGUCGAGGGCUGUGCUGUUCUGGAGCGGAUGUUGAUGCUGCCGGGAAUGGCGGGGAUGACCGCGAGGCAUUACAAGACACCCCUGUGGACACAGCAGCGCCCAGCGCUCACCCAGCCGAUCCCACCUCUCCCCAGCAAGAACCAGCAAGAAGAAGCAACACACCACCUCGAGCACCACCACCCACCAUGGUUGAACGACGUAUGGUGGUGGCUGGUGUCCUGGCGUUUGCCGUGCCGGCGGCGUUCAACCUGCUGUUGAACCUGGCGUCGUCGGCAUCUGCAGGCCUAAUGAGCUUCUUCUUCUACACGGACUUCUUCCUGGCCGUGGCAUCCGCCGUCUUGACAGUGGUCCUCUUGCGUGAGGCAAACCUCCUCACCCGCAACAACAUGUGGCUGCCACUGGCGUUUGACCGGCUCAACCUCUUUGGGUUCUGCUUCGCCGCGUUCCAGCUCCUCGACAUCCACACCAUCGUGUACACGUACCUGGACGAGUCCGUGCACCUGAGCACAAGUGACUUUGGGUUCCAGCUUGCACGCCGCAUCGUCGUCACAGUCACCUUCAUCGCCCUCCUCCCCUACAUCUACCAUGUGGAGCGCAAGCACGAGAGCGAGGACACAUACCAUGCCAUCGACAACGACACCCAUGGCGGCGGUGGCGACGACGACAACGACAACGACGACAGCGACGACGACAACAAUGACGACAAUGACGACCAGGUGCACGACGCCAACCCACAGAGCAGCCACCACGAACAGGGGACGUCCAGCAGAGAGAUUCUGCUCGCCGGCAUCAUGUGCGGGUUUGGGCUGGCAGAGGCGCUGCGCAUGCUGCUGUUGCCUGCCCUUGCAUUUGAGGACUUCCAUCAGCUGGAGCUGCACACGCGCGAGAGCAGCCUUUGGCUCAACUUUGGCCUGAUCCGCCCGCUGGCCGUCGUGUACGUGCUGGAGGGCGCCGUCACAAUCGCCCACGGCACGCGCAACCACCCCCGCUUCACCAUCAGCCCCCUCCUGCACAAGGCCAACGUCAUGGACGACAACCCAUCCAUGGGCGUGGCCCUGCUCGGCAUUGCCUACUUCAGUCUCAUGCUCUUUGGCCACUAUGGCGUUGAGCUGCACGCCGUCUUCACGGCUGGCUUCGCCCUGCUGGAGGCGUGCGUCACCAUAGGCGUGCUGCUGUGGCUGCUCGUCCGCUACGCCUUCCCCUGCCGCGCACGCUACGGCAUGCUGUCCAUGCUCCGCUUCGACCGCUUCUCGUUUGUCCUCGGCACGGCGUGCUGCGGCCUGGCGUGUGCGCUGCUCACGUGGGUUGUCAUCAUCCACGACUCCGUGCGCGUGGAGGAGGCAAGCCUCUUCUCUCGCAACGUGGGCUGGUUCCAGGCGGUGUUUGUGCUGCACAUCGUUGAUGCCGUCUUCCAGUCCAUCUUCCUCAUCAUCGUCCACAACAUCAACUCCACCGCCACGCACAACCUCGCACACAACGUCCUCUAUCUCCUCUCCUGCAUGCUCAUCCUCCACAACCUUGCGCUGUGGGUGCUCAACACAGACUACGAGCUUGCCCUCAGCCGGACGCUGACGAGGAAAAGCACGCGCUUGCUCAUCUCCCUCUGGCCGCUGGUGGUCGAGUGCCGCAUGCAGUGUGUCGUGCUCAUGUCUGGUAUUGUCUUGCACCGCGCCCACAAGAGCACAGGCUUCUUCGCCACCCUCCUCAGCUCACGGCACGCAUCUCUCCAGCACAAGGUGCACGCGCACCACACCUUGCACGAGCCACUGCUGCCAUCAGGCGGUGACAGCAGCCAGGAGACCCGCAUGAGUGGCGAUACGUCCACAGAUGGCGACGGCGCUUCAGUCAACCGCGCCCCAUCCACAGCCCCAUCCACAGCCCCAUCCACCACGCUUUCAACACCAUCAACGGCAACAGCAGCAACGGCAGCAACGACAACAUCAGCCACCACGCCCUGGUUCGUUCCGCAGGGGAGAGCAACACUUGAUUUUGAGUACUGGCACCCCAAGCCGUGGUUCAUGCUGCUUGCCUUGCUUGGUGCUGCUGCGCUUGCAUCGCUGAGCAUCCCUGCGCCAGGAUCGCCACCGCUGCUGCCGCCACGCAACAUCUCCACGUUCCUGCUGCUGGAGUCGUGCGAGCAGUUUGAGGCGUCUGGUGGACAGCAGCACCGGCGCAGUCUCGCCGACGCACACAUGAGCAGCAGCAGCAGCAGCAGCAGCAGUGGGGGUCGCAGUGAGAGUAGCAGUGCCGGUGUUGACAGUGCUUGGCUCUCUGAUGGGGAUGAUGGGGAGGGCGCGAUUGCAUCUGGUCAAGCGUGGUCGUGGGUCAGCGCUGUUGCAGCCACCCAAGACGAACUACCUGAUCGCGAGGGCCAGCAUGUUGACUACAGCUACGUCGUGAACGUUGUAUUUCGUAGCUAG
Molecule: messenger RNA, 3840 nt
Organism: Salpingoeca rosetta
Lineage: Eukaryota; Choanoflagellata; Craspedida; Salpingoecidae
Exons: 17
Coding region: 1-3840 (1279 amino acids)
Source: RefSeq, a predicted model, not a curated record